Molecule: messenger RNA, 1116 nt
Organism: Mercenaria mercenaria
Lineage: Eukaryota; Metazoa; Mollusca; Bivalvia; Venerida; Veneridae
Product: phospholipase A2 inhibitor-like
Exons: 11
Coding region: 1-1116 (371 amino acids)
Molecular function (GO): protein binding
Source: RefSeq, a predicted model, not a curated record
AUGUUAGUGGAUGAUUUCAAUCUAGAAAAUGAACUAGAUGAGUAUGAUAUACAGAAGUUAAGUGCUGAACAAGCCAAUGAUAUUGAAGGUCUUUUAACUUAUAGUGAACUACAUGAAACAUUAAAAAAUAUGAAAAGAGAUAAAAGUCCUGGAUGUGAUGGUUUUACGUCCGAGUUUUUCAAAGUUGAACGUGACUGCAGACAAGGAGACCCAAUUCCACCUUAUAUCUUUAUUUUGUGUGCAGAAAUUUUAGCUAUCAAAAUACGACAAAAUAAGGAUAUUAAGGGAAUACAGAUCGAAGGUGAAGAAUAUAAGAUUUCUCAGUUUGCUGACGAUACUUCUAUAUUACUAGAUGGAACUGGCAGGUACUUGGAGAGUGCCACAGAUCAAGAUUUGAAACACCUGGACAGAUGUUUGUUACACGAAGCCUUUGUGCUCAGAAUUGAUAUAAACAAGUGUGACAUGAAGAAAGUUCCAAAUGGAGCACUCACAAAUAUUCCACAUUUGCUGUCAAUACAUUUUGCAAACAACACAAUCUCAGAGUUAGAAGAAAAUGCCUUUCAAGGUCUGAACGAGGUGACAAUAAUUUAUCUUGAUGGCAAUGAAUUGAUCUCCCUCUCGCCAGAUGCUUUUAUGAAUAUACGAACAAUUGACGUUUUGUCUAUGGACAACAACGAUCUUCAAGACAUUCCGUAUAGAGCCUUUAGAAAAUCACCAAUAAAAUACUGGCAUGUUGCCAACAACAGAAUAACAGAGAUAUCAUCUCAGAUCGAGAAAUUUCCAUAUCUCGCGAGUCUCGAUAUCAGGAACAACAACUUGAGAACUACAAGCAAAAAGUUAUCAAGAUUACAUUACCUAAGAGAAUUACAUAUUAGCGGCAACAAUCUGACAACAUUACCAGGUGCAUUAUCAAACGUUCUGAAAAGAAGAAAUUUCAAUACGCAUUUAGGAAAUAAUCCAUGGCAUUGCGAUUGUGGGAUCUUCUGGCUGAUAACGAUUGUCAAAGAAGGAUUUGUUAAAGAAGAACUGUUUUGCACAACGCCACAAAAUAUCAGCAUGGACAAGGUCGAUACCAGUGGUUUUGAUUGUAAAGUAGAUACAGGCAGUGUAGGUUAG